Molecule: messenger RNA, 738 nt
Organism: Morchella importuna
Lineage: Eukaryota; Fungi; Ascomycota; Pezizomycetes; Pezizales; Morchellaceae
Exons: 2
Coding region: 1-738 (245 amino acids)
Source: RefSeq, a predicted model, not a curated record
AUGUCCUCAAGUCGGCCUGACAGCAACUCCCAACAGAUCCACGCAGAAUACCUCCUCGCCAAUCCGGCUCCAGGAACAUUUUUUAAACGUCACCUCCCCAACAGGCGUUUACUGCUACAGCUCCAAAAGGCAACUGUGGCAACUGAUGGUACCCGGGGAAGACUAGUACCUGCAUACGAUGUCCGUUGCGGGGGGUCCUUCGUACGACGUCUAGCAGGGUGCUUCAGUAAUGUCACCGCAAAAGACAUCCUCAUUGUCGCAACCGGGGACGGGGAGGAGGAAGAUCUAGUUCAAAAGUCUGAGAUCUUGGCCAGCAUCAGAAGGGUCCCUGCCAAGGAGCCAGAGACACCUGAGAAGCUUCUUGUGAAGUUCUUUGAUGAGGUUACUUGGAAUUGUGAGAGAUUGCCAUCAGGAACAUUUCAGUUCACGCCUGCGAGCGGAGAGGACCCGAAUAUCCAAGCUUCGUGGGAGCCGGAGCCAGGGGCUUCGAAGGGCUAUACUUUCAGUGUCACGACGGUAUCCCCAGCAGCAACCCCACGAUCACCAACGCCGAAAUCGCCUAAAUCGCCUGUCAAACCAAGGAAUGUCUUGGCCCGUAUGGAUGCGGAGAAUAUACAAGUGUUUGGUGUUCGCUCGGCCCCGAAGGGUUCUUUCUUAGGUAAAAUAGACGAGAGGAAUCUAGAAAGGAUGGUGUUGGUGUCGGGGAUGUGCAUUCGGGCUUUACAGGGUUUAUUAUAG